CUGAGAGGAAAGCAGGGCUGUGAACAACCUUUAUUGGGGUUUUCACCUUAUAGUUUGUGGGAUGGGAAGGAUUGCUUCCUGUCUUUCUUUGCAACCUCCAGGACUUCCUGUGCGACCGUGCAGCGGGCGUGAGUGGGGAGAGUGAGCUACCUCGGCCUCCCCGCUGCCUUUAAGGAGGCCACGCUGCCCAGCUCGCUGUUUGUAAACAGAUGCCACUUCAAGAUGGCGGCGGGAGGGAGCAACCUCAGCGCCUGCAACAGAGUGAACGUUCCUAAUGGCGGCGGUUCGGGCAGCCCGACCCUCGCCACCGGCACGUCGCCACCUCCCUCGAUACUGGGAGCCGGCCCGGGAGGGGGUGCGGCAGCGGCGGCCGCUGCAGCCGCCGCCGUGGUGAUUUACCGGGAGCCCAUGUACAACUGGCAGGCCACGAAGACGACAGUGAAGGAGCGCUUCGCCUUCCUGUUCAACAACGAGAUCCUGAGCGACGUGCACUUCCUGGUGGGCAAGGGGAUGGGGACGCAGCGCAUCCCCGCUCACCGUUUCGUGCUGGCCGUCGGCAGCGCCGUCUUCGACGCCAUGUUCAACGGUGGCAUGGCCACCACCUCCACCGAGAUCGAGCUGCCCGACGUGGAGCCCGCCGCCUUCCUCGCGCUGCUCAAAUUCCUGUAUUCCGACGAAGUCCAGAUUGGGCCAGAGACUGUUAUGACUACAUUGUACACAGCUAAAAAGUAUGCAGUACCUGCCCUUGAAGCACACUGUGUGGAGUUCUUGAAGAAGAAUCUCCGAGCAGACAAUGCAUUUAUGCUUCUUACACAGGUACGUUGGAACAUUCAUGUCGUGCAUGAUAACUGUCUGCAGAAGAAACUCAGAAAAAUGAGGCACAGAGCUAUAUGUGGUAAUACCUGCAUAAGGUCAAGUGAAGCAUUCGUGGGACAGCCAUCUGGAUUCCAGGGUUCAGUUUCUGUAUGGCCACGGAACAGGGAGGAUCGAGAGAGAGAACUAAACGGGGACGAGGAAAUUAAGGAAGGAGACCAAGUUGGAGAGGGAGAGGCUAGGCUCUUUGAUGAACCACAGCUUGCCAGUUUAUGCCUGGAAAAUAUUGAUAAAAAUACUUCAGACGCAAUCAAUGCAGAAGGUUUUACAGAUAUAGAUUUAGAUACACUAAUGGCGGUGCUGGAACGUGAUACCCUAGGAAUCCGUGAAAUUCGGUUAUUUAAUGCUGUGGUUCGUUGGGCUGAAGCAGAGUGCCAACGACAGCAGCUUCAACUCACUCCUGAAAAUAAACGUAAAGUAUUAGGAAAAGCAUUGUCGCUCAUCCGGUUUCCAUUAAUGACUAUUGAGGAGUUUGCCGCAGGACCUGCACAGUCAGGAAUUCUAACAGACCGAGAAGUUGUUAGUCUUUUCCUACAUUUUACAGUCAAUCCCAAGCCUCGGGUAGAGUUUAUUGACAGACCUCGCUGUUGUCUGAGAGGCAAAGAGUGCAGCAUCAAUCGUUUCCAACAGGUGGAAAGCCGUUGGGGCUACAGCGGUACAAGUGACCGAAUAAGGUUUACAGUGAAUAGGAGGAUAUUUGUAGUUGGGUUUGGCUUGUAUGGAUCAAUACAUGGGCCAACAGACUAUCAAGUAAAUAUACAGAUUAUCCACACUGACAGUAACACAAUUUUGGGACAGAAUGACACUGGUUUUAGCUGUGAUGGGUCAUCCAACACUUUCAGGGUUAUGUUCAAGGAACCAGUGGAGAUUUUGCCCAAUGUUAAUUAUACUGCAAGUGCUACAUUGAAGGGGCCAGAUUCGCAUUAUGGAACAAAAGGACUUCGUAAAGUUAUCCACGAAUCUCCCACAACGGGCACUAAAACUGUCUUCACUUUCUGUUAUGCUGCUGGAAAUAACAAUGGAACAUCAGUCGAGGAUGGGCAAGUCCCAGAGAUCAUCUUUUAUACGUAAUCAAGCUCUGUGGGGCCUCGAUCUUGGAUGGUCUCUCAAAUACAAACUGAUUGUAUGCUACUGUAUAUUUGAAAUGAAGAGUAAUGUGCCUACUACUAGGCACAAGUUUUGAAUAUUGUGCUUUUAAAUUUUUAUUGGCUGACAAUGUAAAAAUGCUUUUUCCCUUUUUUCUUUCCUUCUCCUCAGCUCUGUAUUGUCACAGAAUGUGGGAGUAUUGAUAUUGUGGUGCCAAUUUUAAGCAAAUGUUUUGCUUAAUGAUGUGUGAAAUGCACUUAUGUAACCAGGGCUGUAGCAAAGUUGAGUGUUUAAGCCUUGAAGUUUCAGUUUAAAGACCCAGGGCAUUAUUACAAUGAAGAAGGGUCUUGGUUAUGGUUAAGGCCAAAGAUGUUACACUGCAUACGUGGAAAGCUUCAAAUAAGUAUAUAAUACAUUACUCUGUAACAGCCUUGAAAACCUUGGAUUGUACCAGCGGCUUAUGAUACAAGAAACUAAAUCCAGAUCUUUUAACAGGGAAUGUAUUAACUUGUAAUGUUUAAUGAAGUGUAUUGGUAAAUAAAUCUUUAUCAGCACCAAAAUAUAACCAGAAAGCUGAAAUAUGUCCAAUCCAUUUUCAGCUCUUUCUCUCCUUUAACAUUUGUAAAUAGUGUAAUCCUAACGGAGUGGAAGAUCUCUUUUAAACUAUUACUGUGAUAACGUAUGUGGCCAGUUAUGUAAGGGUCCAAUUUCUGGGAAGAGUGAUGGUUUCCAAUACUGGUGUAAAAUACAAGUCAAUCAAAUAUACACAGCAUGCCUUUCCGACUGAAAGGUGAUUUUUGUGCAUUUAGUUUCAGGGACUUCCACUCAAUACCUGAAAUUUAAUUUCCUUUUUUACAUCAAUUCACCUUUCAGCUGAUUAUAUUGGUGCAGAACAGCUCACCCUGAGUUUCAAUCCAGUUACUGAGUUACCAGACCUAAAAUUGUCUUUAGUUCAGAUGAUGUAAUUUGGAAAGACUUCAAACUGAAUAAAAGUUAUUAUGACUUAAUGAAACAGGACAGUUUAAAUAAAAGAUGUCCUCUAAAGUAUAGCAGAAUUAAAGUUAGAGAUUUUAGAAAAUCAUAACGUUCUUUCUGAGUGAUAUGUUGCAUUCUAGCCUCCCUCGUGUAAUAUAUUUGUAAAGACAUUACUUUAUUUUCUUCAUGAAAUUAUUUCAAACAGUUUGAAGAAAGUAUUCUAUUCCUCCAGUCAUUAAGGCCACAUCUAACCAGCUCUCGUGUGUGUUUUGUGGUUUUUUUUCGGGUUUUUUUAAACGUUUGCACUACUUUCUUCCAGCCACCACUUUGAUUUUGUGCACACAUUCAGCUAUAUUAAACACUAGAAAGCGUCAGAACAUUUUUGCAUUGAGAUACAAUUUUGGAAAAACUGGUUUAAUAGAAAAAACAUUGUUAUUGUGCAACGGCAGAGAAAGGUUUGAUUUUGCUCAAUAAGUUUAAAGUUAUCACAAAGUAUUUAAACAAUGUAUGGGUAUUCACAAUGAAUUGUAUAAAUUUCAAUCUUGAAAUAAUCAGUUCUAAUUCCACACGGACCUUUCUGCUCAAUCCUACUUCACUUGUAUUGUGCCUUUAAUUAUAAAAUCAAUCAACUUAUAUGUGUCUGGCAGUAACAAACCUAAACAUUUGUAAUGACAGAAAAGGCUGAAAUACAGAAAUACUCAGCAAGCUUGGCUGCAUCUAUGGAGCAAGGAGCUGUAUUAAUGAUUCAUAUCAAUGACCUUUCUUUAGAACCCAGGAAAAUUUAGAAAUCCAACCUGUUUACAGAGAAAGGGUAGAGGGGACAACUGGAACAUAUGUGGUAAAUAAGGCUGAGACGAGGAGGGACUGAAUGACAUGGAAGGGUAGUGAUGCUGGCUGAGAAAGAGUGGUGAAGACUUGAUGACAUUUAUAUCCAGUGAAACAUCAAGGAAGUAUGGUCUAUGUAUAAUGUUUCCCUCCAUCUUAUGAUUACAAUUGAAAAGCAAUGCAUUAAAGUUAAAAAAAAAUCUAAAAGUUUAGCCUCCCUAUUGUAUUAUACUUGGAUGUUAAUAUAAUUUGCUAUUGAUUUUCUUCCUUUUAUACUUAUGUUUGUUGUUCAAGGACACUGCUUUCACUUGCGCCAUUUAACUGUAAUGGAAUUAGUCUUUUUUUUUACCAACAUUGUAAUUCAUUAUUAUUAAUGUAGUUUUUUGGACAAGGCUGGAAAAUAAUGGUGCUAAUUGGUGAACCAUCACUAUGAGACUGGUGAUUGUCGCCAUUUUGAAAUUUAAAAACUUGCCUUGGAAGUAAUAUUUAUCAGUAUUGCAGUAUUUUUAUCUUGCAAUCUGCUUUGAUGAAUACAUUUUGACUAUUCCAUCAAACACAGGAUUGCCAAAUUUAAUCAUGAAGGACAGUUUUUUUUCUUGCACACUGUCCAGCUUGGCCGGAUAAAUCUUCAUCUGAAACAUUUGUCAUGUUUUAUCUGCAGUAGGAACUUGCCAAAAUAGUUAAUUGCACACACCAUUUGGUGCAGAAAUGCAAUUGAAUCCUUGUACUUAAAACAGCUUUAGAUUUUGUUUUGUUUAAAAUGUAUUGAACUGCAGCUUUUUUGUGGUAAUAACUGUGGCCUCCCAUACAGAAAAUAAUUAUGAUCUUUUUACUCAUGGUUUCAUUUUUGUUUUAUGAAUUAUUUAACGUUUUCUCAGGUUCAGACAAUUUUGACAAAUCCUUUUGAGGAAAAAAAUGUAAAUCAUAGCACCAAAUUUCCCCGAGAAGGUAAUUAAUCUAAUUAGCAAAUAUGUGUAAAAACAAAAAAGAAUAAUGGGUAAAUACCUAGGUUGGUUAAAUAAGUUAAUGGUAUUUGAAUUGGCAAGAUGUGGCAAAAGCCUUUUGUCCUUGUGCCUUAAUAACUUAAUAAUAACUAUGAGCCAAUCUUUAAAAAUGGGCCCACAUAAAAAGUCCAUCACAGAAAAAUCACAUUUCAAAAUAGUGAAUCCAAAUAAGGACAGCAUUUAUUGAUUUUUUUUUCAAUGAUUCCUUGAGAAUUUAAGAUACAUUUUCAGUUGCCCAGUUUGCUAUUGCCUACUACAUUUUCAGCCCUACGCAAUUUCACAUUUUUGUUUGGAAAUGCCCGUCUAAAAUGUUUACUGAAUCCAGGACGUGAAGAACUGAAGAUCUAAGGAUAGCUAGUUUACAGUUUGAUACAGCCUAAACAACCAAGUAUGAUUAGCAGUCUGCUGUCAGAAAUUGCAGAAUUCUGCCUGAUUCAAAGCCAAGGAUCUCCUUGGCUGGGAUUUCCAGAGUCAUUUAUCUGAGAAUUAUAGACUAACUGCAUGCACUUUAAGCAUUUGGAAUCAGCUAUUGAGUGCAGAAAACUUUGUAUUUGGGAAGCUGGAAUAAGAACACAGUUGUCUCCCCUGGUGCUGCACUGAUACUUGAAGGCUUGCUGAGCAACAUUGUUAUGGCCCUUUCAUCAACCAAUACACAAGUCGUGGCAUUAUUUAAAGAUAAUUCUUGCUUAUUUAGACGAUGAAUGUAUUGCAAAUUUUAUUGUAGAAACUCAAAAUUUGCAAGUAAAUAUGUAAAUCUUAAAGUACUUAGAAUCUUAGAUACAGUGGGAUGAAUGUAUAAACUGAUCAGCAAAACCUUAUGUAGUCUCACUUAAGCUUUCAGAGCUAUCUUGUCAACAUGUCUACAACAAUUCAGUAUCUUUGCAGUAAAUAUGUAGAAUGGCAAUUGAGCACAACUGUCUCAGUGAAGGUUCACAAAAGGAGAAUAUUUUAAAGCUGAGGGAGUUUACAAAUAGUGGAACAAGAUUUUGUUGCAAACUGAAAUACAUCUAUCUACACACUCCCAAAGGGACAAAAAGGCAGGAUGGUUCAGGCCAUACAACAAGCAUGUAAAUUUAAACACAAACUAAUUUAUCUAUGUUAAAAUUAAAAUACUAGCCUAAUUAUCAUCUACUGGGCAAAUAUUUUUACCCCUCACAUAUCUAGGAAAGUCACUAUGGUAGUAUGAUUCCGUUUGUUGCAAAUGUGUUGUAUUUUGAUUGACUUGCAGCUCUCUGAAACACUUGAAUAGGGUUUAAAAGAUUGGAAUUCAGUCCAGAGAUGUACUGUAGAUUCAGAAUUUGUUGAAGUAAUUUGGAAAAAUAACAAAUCAGUAAGUGUAGUAAUUCAAUUAGUUUUCAUGAACACUUAGAAUUUUUGAACUGUAAUAUGAUAUAUUGAUAUGCACUUUACAAAUUUACAGAAUACAAAUUUAAAGAUUGACGUUUCCAUUUGGGCCAUUACUGGCACUGCAAUGCUGUCCUUGUGCUCCUUGAUGACUUAGAACCACAGUUUUUUUAAAUGUAUGUAAUCUCAUUUGUGUGUGUCUAACUACACUCUGGAAUACAGAAGUACAAUGUUCAUGGGAUGCACAGUAAUCUUAUAGCCCCUUGAUGGAGAUGGUGGGGUAACAAAAAAAAAUGAUCAGUGAAUGUUGGAUUGGGAAAGGAAACAAAUUUAGGAUAUUUUGGGUAAGUCAUUGUUAUUGGAUCAUUUUUGUUGGCGCUUGAAAUUUAACCCUGUAUUUAACUGAGCGUUCAGCCAUUUUGAACACGUAUAAUUUAUUAAUGGCAUCCACGUGCAUUGGAAUGACUUCUAUUUGAGACCAUGUUUGAUAAUGGUUGGCCUGAGGUAUUGUUUCGACUUAAAUAAUUAGCAGGAGAGAGUUAUCCAGGCAAUUAAAUUAUUAAAAGGAUCUGAAUGAGGCUUGAAGAACGUGUACACAUUAUCAGCCCCAAACUCUGCAUUGCACUCCUGUCUAUUUUAUGAUUUAAAAGAAACCCAUUAUUCAUAAAUGUGUAUUAAUCCCUGAAAUCAAAAUUACUUCAAAUCCUUAAGUGAUGUUAGUGUGUGCAUGUUACAAUUAAAGAAUAACCAAUUAGAAAAAGUAAUUGGCAAAAAUAGUCCCUAAUGUAUAAUGGAUGGAGUCCAAACAUUGUUUCACAAAUCUACUUUGUUAAAAUAAAACUUUUUAAAAUA
This is a messenger RNA of Leucoraja erinaceus (little skate), 6959 nucleotides long. Its product is annotated as BTB/POZ domain-containing protein 2-like. Bases 223 to 1944 code for a protein of 573 amino acids. The record is from RefSeq and is a predicted model, not a curated record. Gene Ontology annotation, cellular component: P-body; cytosol. The transcript is spliced from 9 exons. Gene Ontology annotation, biological process: neurogenesis. Gene Ontology annotation, molecular function: protein binding. NCBI's taxonomy places the organism in Eukaryota, Metazoa, Chordata, Chondrichthyes, Rajiformes, Rajidae.